AUGUCGCGUGGAUGGGGAAAAGAUCACAUGAUGCUUGUAUUCACAUCGCCUGAUGGUAAAAGUAUUGUUGGACCCGACGUAAAUGAGUACAAGACAACUAUUGGGGUCAUUGCACGCAACGGAGCUCGACUUCCUCUACAUUACCUCACGUUUGCUGAAAUACCGGAGAUGAAGAGACAAGGUGCAUGGAUGGAGGUUCAGAGUAACAGCGGAUUACCAGACUCAGUAAAGAAAGUGGUCAUGGCUGACCUAAGGGAAGUUUGGAGGCAUUGGAAAUACAUAAUCAAAUCAACCUACUUCAAUCCGAUUGAGGACGACAAGGAAGCAUUGAAGAAGGUUCCUUCAAGUAGGAUCGUGCCCGAUCAGUGGCCAAAGUUGGUUGAGUACUGGCGCGACGAAAACGUGAAGCUUCGAUCCAAGAAAAAUGCGUCAAAUGUACAGAAAAGAAGCUUUCCGCAUCGUACUGGGCGAAAGUCCUUCACAACUCUCGCCGAUGAGUUGCUUGUGUUUUUCAAUGACAUAAGGCCUUGUGUUGCUGCAGAUCAAAGCGAAGGGGAAGGACCCCGACAAUUUGGAGAUUUGGAUAUCAGUCGAACACAAGGCAAGGGGAAGGACGACCAAGAAACCGAGGAGAUAUUGACAUAUUUACAGAAUGAGCUAAACAAGAUUCCCCCUGAAGGACGGACUCCGUCUAUUCGGGAGACUCUGUACCGACGGGCCCUUGGGGAAAAGAUUAAGAAGCAGUCAAAGGUCGACAGUGCGGCAAGUUCAGCUCAUCCCUGCAGCGAAACAACUAGUUUAACAGAUAGUGUAGCAUUCCAGCAAGGGUGGGAACAAAUGCAGAAUGGACUUGCAGAGUUGAAGGCAAUGAUGGCUGAGUUCAAAACUAUCAAGUCUGAUGUGUAUGCAUUCAUGCACAGAAACUCCGAAGCAGUUAUUGGCCAGACAGGCAUAUCUCGUAUUUAUCCAGUCUCUGAGCUUCCCAGGCAUAUGUCCGAGCCAGGUCUGACGGUCGGCACGCAUGUGCUUCUAUUAUCCCAUUUCGGUGAGAAAAAAGUUGUUGCGGAGGGACUUCUGCUCUGCCCCCCUGCGCCAGGUGACACACUUUCUCUAGUCAAAGUCUUCGUGACAUCUGACUCAGUCUCGGACACACCCCCUAUUUUGCCGACCAUUGCUGUGGCGACUACCCUUUGCGAUGUCGUUGGUGAAGAUCCUAUUGAGUGGAACUACAAGGACCUCAUGCACCAUCCCUGAAGCGUAUCUACCGAUUCACCCAUGUUAGUUGCCCCGUUUGUCUUAUGGAUUGUAUGUCGUACCUGUUUUUGGAUGGAUUGUGUUGAGGCUGUGUGAACUAUAUGUGGAAUGGAUGCAUAGACCAUUGGAGUUUUAAUUCGUGUGGUGAAAGAUGUGGUUAUGGAUUGAUGGAUAUCCGUAUUUGCUUAUUGUUAGGUUUGGUGUUUGAACUGUUACGCCCGUUUUGCGGAACAUGAUGUUGCUGUGUAGUGCUUGCUAGGCUUGUUUUAUGGGUUGCUUUACUUUGUUGUGAGAUAUGGAGAUUGUCCAGUAAAAACAGUGUUGUCCAUGUGCCUUA
This is a messenger RNA of Andrographis paniculata, 1591 nucleotides long. RefSeq lists its product as uncharacterized. NCBI's taxonomy places the organism in Eukaryota, Viridiplantae, Streptophyta, Magnoliopsida, Lamiales, Acanthaceae. The transcript has 9 exons. The record is from RefSeq and is a predicted model, not a curated record. The coding region runs from base 1 to 1254 and encodes 417 amino acids.